AUGCUAGCUCGACCUCGAUUGCGCUUCUUUACGGCACUUCGAUCGCCCAUAUCUACACGGCGGCUUGCGACCGAGUCGCGGCUAGCCUCGGACCAUGUUCGCAUCGUUGAAGUCGGUCCUCGGGAUGGAUUACAGAAUGAAAAGCAGUCUAUCUCAAAGGAGACUAAAUUAGAAUUGAUUCAACGACUGGCCAAGACGGGCGUUACCACCAUAGAGGCAGGGUCAUUCGUUCCGGCAAAAUGGGUGCCGCAGAUGGCCAGUACUUCAGAAAUCUGCGAGAAACUUCUUGUGUCGCCACCUUCUGCUCAACAUACGAUUGCCUACAACUACCUUGUCCCAAACAUCAAGGGACUUGAAAGCCUAGUGAGAAUCAUGGAUGACACGGGUGUUCCGGCGGACGCGACUGGUGUUGAUUCAAAAGCUGCCACUACAACAGAGAUAUCUCUAUUCGCAGCAGCCACCGAAGCAUUCUCAAAAGCCAACACAAACUGCACCAUUGCUGAGUCGCUCGAGCGUAUCAAGCCAAUUGUCACAUUGGCGAAGGCCAGGAACAUUCGGGUGCGUGGAUACGUCUCCGUGGCCCUGGGUUGCCCUUAUGAAGGUCCCGAAGUCAAUCCCUCAACAGUGGCGGAUAUAACUGCGACGCUACUGGAAAUGGGCGCCGACGAGGUUUCAGUCGCCGACACCACAGGCAUGGGCACGGCGCCAAGGACCAUGGAACUUCUACAAGCCUUGAAGGCUGCUGGCAUUGCCAAUACAGACUUAGCACUACACUUUCAUGAUACCUAUGGGCAGGCUCUGGUCAAUACGCUUGUGGGACUGGAACAUGGAAUUCGUAUAUUUGACAGCAGCGUUGGUGGAUUAGGUGGCUGCCCAUAUUCUAAGGGUGCGACUGGGAAUGUUUCGACGGAAGAUCUCAUCCAUACGAUUCAUAGCCUUGGUAUGCACACAGGCGUCAACCUGGAGGAAAUGUCGCGCAUUGGGUCAUGGAUUAGUGGGGAGCUUGGGAGGGUGAACGACAGCCGAGCAGGCAAAGCGACACUAGGUAGACUAUCGGAGCAAUGA
Molecule: messenger RNA, 1065 nt
Organism: Penicillium longicatenatum
Lineage: Eukaryota; Fungi; Ascomycota; Eurotiomycetes; Eurotiales; Aspergillaceae
Product: hydroxymethylglutaryl-CoA lyase
Exons: 2
Coding region: 1-1065 (354 amino acids)
Biological process (GO): L-leucine catabolic process; ketone body biosynthetic process
Molecular function (GO): hydroxymethylglutaryl-CoA lyase activity
Source: RefSeq, a predicted model, not a curated record